UUUGUUGCGUUGUUGUUGUUGAUGUAAAUAAACUUCAGUCCCACUAUCUGGUGUGUGUGCAUCCGUCCCUAGUAAAAAGCGGCAUUGAACAAUGACCCGGUUUUACAGAACAUGGUUGUCAGCUCGGCUGGCUAAUCUAGAUGUAUAACAAAAUAUAAGAAUUGACGAGAAUUAGUUUUAAAUUAUACAGAUCAAGCAUUCAGACUCUCGCCUCUAUUUUGUUUGAUGUGGUUAAUGUCGAUCACGUGAGCUGAAAGAAAAAUCAAUUUUGGAGCAUAACCAUGUCUAUCCAUGGAUCAACAACAACAUCAUCAACAUCGACGACACCAACGACAUCAACAAACAAAUUCAACGUUUUUCGCACAAUGUCUAGAAUAGGGAAUAUACUUCCUCGAGCCUCUCGAGUCAUUCCAGGAAAAGAUCCCUCCUCUAUCAUAAAUUACGACCGAGUCGGAGCUCAAAAAGAACCUCGUAGUGUGGCAGCUUGGGCACAUCACUCCAAGAAUAGGAGUUCUCGAUUGGUCUUAACGCUAGACUUGAGCAGCGAAGCAACAGGAAUUCGUAACAAAUUGAAGAGUAAACACCUUCAUCCAUGGGGAACUUUUCCUGAUACACGAGUCGACCUCAUAGAUCCACUGCCUGAACGCAACUUUUAUAUGAAGAUGUACAAAGACGCCAUCAAUGAUUUUUGUUUAGAGGCUCCGUCUUCUUUUCCCAUGCGCCCAUCAACGAACUAUUUUGUGGCAGAGGAUCGUAGAGAAAGUGGCCUUGUUGAAGAAGAGUACGGAAACAGAGAUUACAUGGAGAGGAAACCUAAGCCGCCAACCACUCAACAUGCUUUAAUUAUGAUGAGUUUACCAAAAGCAUCGGUGGCACAUAAACUUCGUGAAUACUUUCUGAAGGUAUUCGGCAAAUUUCCAAAUGAAGAAGUGCGAACUAUCAUGAAGAGGUUGGAAAAGGAAAGAUACAAAGCUCAAAUUCCUUUGGGAUUUUGUAGAGAGAUGGGAUCUAGACAUGCUGAAGAGUCGAAGAACGAUCUUGCACGUGAUUUUGGGAGCACAAGUGGUAUUGAUUUGGGGCAUGCUGUAAGUUUGAGUUUAUGGCGCAGGAACUACCAAGUAAAUAUGGCAAGAAAAUGGGGUAAGCCAGAGCUGGUGGAUAUUGAGUGUCUAUAUUCAAGAGCUUUCAAAGGAACUGAAGAACAGCCUUCAUUUGUUUCAAUCGCUCCUGAAGAACAGUCUGUGGAAGAAGCACUUGACGAAGUGGCGACGAGAACUGAAUCAUAGACCAGCUCCCGUCCUAGGAGUAAGAAAUAUUGAGUCAGGAGGUGUUUUACGCCUGAAAGGAAGACACCAAAAAUUUGAAGAAAUCCUAGUUGGAGAGGGAAAUUAGACACUGGAACUAGGACAUUCAAGGGAAAAGCAGGUGAUGAUGUGUAGACUUGAAGCAAUCAAGCAGAACUUGAUGAGGCUGUGAAGGAGAUGAGUGGCGGAUUGAUAACACCGGUCGAAAAUAUUGAUCUUGGCCUGGUCGUGGUGCACUUGAGUCCGAAAGCACAUCAAAGGACUCACUGACUUAUGCUAAGAAGCUCGUCUGAAAUCUGUCACAUGGGGAUGCGGCAAAGGAGUGUAUUGUCGGGCAUGGUUAGAAUCAUGGAAACGCAGAGAACGAGACAAUUCCGCGGGAGAAGUGUUGUUUAUGCGGGUAGUUCAAUACGUUCAGCCAAGUAUUGAUACUCUUCGUUGAUGGGAGGCUGGAAAUCAGAAGGCCCAGGUGAAGACUCUUGGAAAAGAACUUAGUACUCCUCCUGACAAGAUGAUAAAUUUAGCUGUCUGGCCACGGCCAAAACUUGGCCUACCAGUGUAUUCAUAUAUCGCAUCACAUGCAGAGGAAUCGGAAGACCAUAAUCAAGACCACGACUUGGUCUAUGUUUCUACUAUUCUUCUUGGAUUUCCUUUUUUUUGCACAACUAAGUUUUGAGGACCAACAGCGACACUGUAGGAAAAUUUCCCGGGUUUCGACUGCUUCCCUCCAAGAAAUCAUAACACGUGCCUCUGC
This is a messenger RNA of Sclerotinia trifoliorum, 2058 nucleotides long. The record is from the annotation of a GenBank genome assembly. NCBI's taxonomy places the organism in Eukaryota, Fungi, Ascomycota, Leotiomycetes, Helotiales, Sclerotiniaceae.